AGUUUUUUUUUCUUGGCGCUAAAACCCAAAAGUUUCUAUUUCCCUCCCGCCCAUUCCCGCCGAGAAGAGAAAAGAGAAAGAAAAAAAAAAGAGAGAUACCUCGAAAGUGGAAACCUGGAAAUCUCAAAUGUCUAACAGAGCCUAGAGGGCCAACCCGAAAAAAAUACAGAACCGAAACCCCGAGAAACGCCAUGGCAGGAGCAACAGAAGGCUCAAAGACAAAGAAGCGAAAGCGGAGCUCCUCUGCCUCCUUCACCUCCUCCACGGAUCCCUUCGCAGGGAUCUUCACUCGGAGGAGGUCGGAGAUCUACCUCCACCGCAACAGAUCCGGCCACGUUCGUUCCUAUUCCACCCCAGCAAGAAAACGCAACACCAAUGUCCAGUUGCCUGAAUGGUGCCGGGGAAAUCCUAGGGCAUCCAACAGUGAAGUAUUCGACUAUGAAAUCGUUCGCACCUCAAUCAAGGAUCUUCGCGCCAGACGGGUUUUUUCUCCUGCUUCCGACGAGUGCUAUUCGAAUGGUAACUGUGAUGUCGUAGAAGAUACGGACUUCCAGAAACCUCAAUUAGCUGGUGUAUUCUGUAAAUCGGAGGCAGAGGAAAACGAGGGAAGCGAAGUGGUUAUUGGUUUUGAUUUUCAAUGUACAGAAAAUCAUCAGUUGACUGAGGCAGAAGGUACGAGGGAGUUAUCAGUGGAGUCCUUUCAAGGUGAGAAGCGAUGUAAUGGAGAGAGUGAGAUUUUGAGUGGCGGAGAUGAUUUCACUGAAGGGGUUCAGACAACACCUCCGGAUACUGACGUCUUCUGUAAAUCGAAAGUGGAGGACAAUGGAGAGAGUACAGUGGAGUUUGAUUUACAGAGUAGGGAUUGUAUUGCUGAGAACCCAUCAAGCAUAAGAGUUUCAGACAGUGGUAACUGUGUUGGUGAAGACUUUCCUCGCAUCGACAUGGACAAAAAGGACCAACCCCGCAACACGAGCAGGACGGAUGGCCUUGUUCCGAGCUCACGGUUGAAGCUAUUUAAAACCCCCAAUUCCUUCAGCUACAGAAGAUUGUUGCCAUUUCUUAUGGACAUUGCAAAAGAUAAUUCCACUUCAUUGGAAAUUCGACAAUGCGAGGAAGUUGAGAAAUCUUUGGAGGAAAAUCCUGUCCCACCAUUUUCAGUUUCUUUGUCUCAGGAAAUUCCCCUGGUGGUAAAGAUUGAUCCUUUGCCCGUUGGGCCUCCUUUGGGUUGUUUGGCUUCCGCUCCACCUGGAAAAAGAAGAGAAAUGGUUCCAUUGGAUGAUUCAUCUGGCAUUCAGGGCUCAAAUUUAGUAUCUUUGGGACAACCCAUUAUAGAACCUCCCCUUCAAUGUUUGCCUGAAAGCAACCAGAGGACCAUUGCAGCAAAUGCGGAUCUCAAAAUGCUUCAAUUUCCUGAGACAGGAGUGACCGUUCAGUUGACUGAGGUCUGCUUAGGGCAGCCAGAAAAUAAUCUACACCCAGAAGUUUCAGGAGGUGGUGCUUGUUCCAGUGGUGACUGGUUUCAGACAAUACCCCCUGAUACUGAUGUCUUAUGUAAAUUGGAGGCAGAGGAGAAUGGAGGAAGCAGAGUGGGUUUUGAUCCUCAAUGUGCCAAAAAGCACCAAUUACCUGAGAUGGAAGAUGUAAGGGAGUUGUUAGUGGAGUCCAGUCAAGGAGAUACAAAAAGUAAUGGAGAUGCUAAGAUAUUCGGUGGGGGAGAUGAUUCUACUGAAGAGUGGGUUCAGACAACACCUCCCGAUGACAAUGUCUUCUGCAAAUUGGAAGUGGAGGGGAAUGGGGGGAAUACAGCAGAGUUUGAUUUACAGAGUAGGGGCUAUAUAUUGGAGAAUCCAUUGAGUAGAAGGGCUUCUGACAAUGGUGGUUGUGUUGGCAAAGAGUUUUCCAACGAUAUGGACAAGAAUAACUGUCCCCACACUAAGAGCAGGAUGGAUGGCCUUAUUCCCUGUUCACGGUUGAAGCUAUUUAAAACCCCGAAUUCCUUUGGCUACAGAAGAUUGUUGCCAUUUCUAAUGGAUAUUGCAAAAGAUAAUUCCAGUGCUCUGAAAAUUCACCAUUGUGAGAAAGUUGAAAAGUCUGGGGAGGAGAAGCCUGUCCCUUCUCAGGAAAUUCCCAUGGAAGGGGUGAACACUGACCCUUUACCUGUUGGGCAUCAUUUGGGUUGUUUGGCUUCAACUCCACCUGAAAUAGCAAGAGAAGCUCCAUUGGAUGGUUCAUCUGAGAUUCAUGGCUCAAGUUUAUGGUCUCCUGGACAACCAUCUAUUGAACCUCCCCUUCAGAAUUUGCCUGAAAGAAUUUUUAUGUCCACAUCCAAUGAUUCAAUGAUCAUAACACCACCCAGUUCAUUCAGUGAAUGUUUAUCACAAGUUCAACAAGUUAUGUCAAAUAAUUCUAGCGAGUUGGAAACUCGUAAUGCCAUGGGUUUGAUUGAGAAAGCAGAUCUACCAGCUAAGCGAUCCAUCAGCCCUCAAGCUACAACAAUUAAACAGGAUGCUCUACAGACUUCUUAUUCUUCUACUGGAAUUGAAGAGGAUUGCAUGGCAGCGAAAUUUCAUGCAGAUGUCAAGCCUCAAAAAAUGAUCAGCUUUUGUGAAGGUUCAACGCAAUUUGAAGCUCUUGUACCUUCUCUAAAGCCUGUGGUUGGUCCUACAAAGGGGAUUCUUAAAAGAUAUCCACGAGGAUGCAGAGGGCCCUGCACAUGUCUGAAUUGUUCCUCAUUUCGACUUCAUGCUGAGAGGUCAUUUGAGUUCUCAAGAAAUCAGUUGCAAGAUGCCAAGGAAGUUGCUGCAUUACUGUUGACUGAGCUAAAUUGCUUGAGGAAUCUUCUGGGGAAAUGUGCUGAUGCGUCAAAGGAACAUGCUGUUUUUGAAGUUAGCCAGGUGAAAGAAGCAUGCACGAAUGCCUCCAGAGUUGAAGAAUUGGCAAAAGCUCGCCUACUGCAAAUGAAUCAUGAUCUCGGCAUUCACUGCAGAAUGACUGGCUUGCAGCAGCCAAGAGUAACCUUUGCCAAUUAUGUUGAGACCUGCAGAUUAAGGACUCCAAACAGUGAGGGAGAAGAUAUGGGUCAAGGAGAAUGACAUUUCAUGCUUCCAUAAAAAUGCAGUUGAUUUGUUAGCAAGUCCUUAAUGUUGCUGUAUGGAGUUUGGCUCCAAGAUCAAAAGUUGCUUGCCCAGGAUGACUUAAAAGUAAAAAAGGGACAUACACAUCAGAGCACAGUUAAUACUUUUGGGGAAUAUUUUGGAAGAAAGCUGGAGCUUGGGGGUCCAGAUUUUAGUUUGUAAUUUUAAACUUCUUCAGUGGACUAUGGGGUUGCAUUCGUUCUCGCUUUAAUCAGCAAAGCAGGCAAAUUGAAAAGCAAAUAGAAGGGAAGGGAAUUGCAUUUCGGGAGAAACAAAGAAGGUUUUUACUCUCUUCUUCACAUUGAAAUACUGAGGUUGCUUCCCAGUACCAUCUGACUGUUUAGCUGAUGGACUUAACUGCUUCUCUUCUGUUUUGUUUUCACCUUCCCAUUUUACUUGUAGUGGAAAGGGAAGCUGGUUAAUGAUUAAAAUAUUUUUUUGGAGGGCA
Macadamia integrifolia is the source of this 3582-nucleotide messenger RNA. RefSeq lists its product as uncharacterized. The record is from RefSeq and is a predicted model, not a curated record. The coding region runs from base 192 to 3092 and encodes 966 amino acids. The transcript has 7 exons. Lineage: Eukaryota; Viridiplantae; Streptophyta; Magnoliopsida; Proteales; Proteaceae.